Molecule: messenger RNA, 1962 nt
Organism: Arachis duranensis
Lineage: Eukaryota; Viridiplantae; Streptophyta; Magnoliopsida; Fabales; Fabaceae
Product: probable inactive receptor kinase At2g26730
Exons: 4
Coding region: 1-1962 (653 amino acids)
Biological process (GO): protein phosphorylation
Molecular function (GO): protein binding; protein kinase activity; ATP binding
Source: RefSeq, a predicted model, not a curated record
AUGGUUGUGAUGAACCCAAUCUUGGCACUCUCCAUUAUUACCACCAUUUUAUUCUUGUCUCCAAUGGCUUAUUCAGAGAACGAAGCGGUGAAGAGCGCAUUGGUGAGAUUCAUGGACAAUCUUGCACCAUGGAAUAAUAAUUCAGAGAGAGAAGCAGGAAGGUACUGGGGAUGGAACCUUGACACAGAUCCAUGCGCAGAUAACUGGAAAGGUGUGAGUUGUUCCUCAGAUGGAAGUGUGAAAGCCAUUGUUCUUGAUGAUUCAAACCUGAGUGGAACCCUAGACGCCACCUCUCUCUGCAUGGCGAAAUCUCUUCAAAUUCUGAGCCUCAAGAGGAACAACUUGCAGGGAUCAGUGCCCGAAGCUAUCGGAAACUGUAAGUAUUUGACCCGUUUGUUCCUCAGCGAUAACAACUUCUCCGGUGAUCUUCCGACUUCUCUUCGACAUUUAUGCAGCUUGAGGUGGCUUGAAGUUGCCAGAAACAAGUUUACGGGUCCCAUUUCCGAUAAGAUACCUGCCUCAGUCUUGAUAUCCUUUCUCGGUGAGAAUAACAAGUUCACUGGGGAGGUACCUGAUUUUGACUUCAUGAAACUCAUUCGAUUCAACGUCUCCAACAACAACUUGAAGGGGCAGAUUCCUGACGUGAGAAACAAGUUUGGUGUGGAAAGCUUUUCUGGAAAUCCUGACUUGUGUGGAUCGCCGCUUCCAGCGGCAUGUCCACCUAGUCCCUCACCAAGGAAAGAAAAAAGAUUAUUCAUCACUGACGGCGUGGCGAUUUACUCUGGCUACAUCAUUCUUGGCAUCACCGUGGUGGCAUUCUUUGUGUACAAGCUAGUGAGGAAAUCCAUGAACAAAGUGGAAGCAUCCAAGGCUCUCAACAAGAAGGAAUGCCCAAGGCAUCGAUUAACUCGAAAGGAUCCUGCAGGGGGCAAUAAUGGUGAAAAGAGCAGGGAGGAUUCUUCUGAGAGCAAGGGUAGUGGUCGUGGCGGCGGCCGUGGCAGCGUUGAGAUGAGAUCAGAGCCAUCGAUAGCGUCACUUGAGAGUGGAAUAACAUUGAGCACAUCAACGCUGGUAGUUCUGUCAAGCAGGGUAUCAAAGGCGCUGAGAUUUGAGGACUUGCUGAGAGCACCAGCUGAGUUGAUUGGGAGAGGGAUGCAUGGGAGCCUCUACAAGGUGAUGCUGGACAACGGUGUGUUCUUGGCUGUGAAGAGAAUCAAGGAUUGGGGAAUCUCCGAAAGUGAUUUUCAGAGGAGAAUUGGGAAAGUUAGCCAAGUCAACCAUCCAUUUGUGUUGCCACCUCUUGCUUACUAUUGUUCCCGCCAAGAGAAGCUUCUUGCAUAUGAGUACAUGGACAAUGGGAGUCUCUUCAACAUGCUCUAUAAAGUUGGAUCACAAAAUGGAAAACCCUUUGAGUGGGGAAGCAGACUAAACAUUGCUGCAAAAAUAGCAGAAACUUUAGCUUAUAUGCAUGAAGAGCUACGAGAAAGUGGAAUAGCACACGGAAACUUAAAAUCAAGCAACAUUUUAUUCAACAACAACAUGGAACCAUUAAUAAGCGAAUAUGGGCUAAUGGUAAUUGAACACCAAGCUCUGAGAUCACUCUCUCACAGCAAGAGUGUGAGGAACAGGGUUCUAACUGCUGCACAUGCAUAUAGCACCUUCAAAGUUGAUGUAUACGCCUUUGGGGUGAUACUCUUGGAGCUUCUCACAGGGAAAGUGGUUCAGAAUCAAGGGGUUUUUGAUUUCGUUAAGUGGGUUAAUUCUGUGGUUAGAGAGGAGUGGAGUGUUGAAGUGUUUGAUAAGAACUUGGUGUCAGAAGGUGCGAGUGGAGAGAGGAUGAUGAACUUGUUGCAGGUUGCAUUGAAAUGCAUCAAUCCUUCUCCUGCUGAUAGACCAAGCAUGAGUGAAGUUGCAUUGGCCAUAGUUGCAUUGAAAGAGGAGGAAGAAAGAUCUUUAACAUAG